GUCGUGCCAGACUACCGUGACCAUGCCUUUCACGCAAAGCUGCUCAAGGAAGAGCCCAUGCUUGUCAUCACCCUCCUGACCAUCUCCGCCCGCUACUCGCAGCCCAGCGGCUCGAGCGGCAUGGGCGCAACUUCGCGCUCGUACCUCAUCCACGAGAAGCUGUGGAAGUACCUGCAGGGCAUGAUAGAUCGCAUGAUAUUCGGCCAGGAGCAGUUUGGCGGCGGCUUCUGCGGCGCUGGCCAGCAGCCCGGCUCCGACGUGAACCCUCUGUCGCGCAAGGGGCUUCGCACACUCGGCACUGUCGAGAGCCUAAUGCUCCUCACAGAGUGGCAUCCCCGCGCCCUCCACUUUCCGCCGGGCGACGACGACGAUGAGCUUGUCCUGCCCGACGAUCCCUAUGAGACAGGCCCCAAGGCCGAAAUGUACAAAGGCGUAGGCGACAAGCGCAUCGACAGCUGGCUCGAGCCGUGCUGGCGCAGUGACCGCAUGUGCUGGAUGCUGCUCGGCAAUGCCAUGACGCUUGCUUUUGAAAUUGGUGUUUUUGAUGAGACCAACGAGACCGAGUUUGAGGAGGCCAACCAGCACCUGUCGCAUGCCACGGUCAAGGCCUACUACCGCCGGAAGAACCAUUUGCGAGAUCUUCUCAUCAUUUAUGUGACACAGACAAGCGGCAGGCUAGGCCUCACAUCCAUGCUUCCCAAGAUUGAUCGUGACGAGAGUCUGAGCGGCGGUCCCUCGCCACUAGAGCUAUACAAGGAGCGCGUCAGUCGCAUCAAAGCCCCUCCAGCCCAGUUUGGCAUGCGCUCCGACGGACAGCGACUUCCGCUCGAGUCUAUUGCCACGCAGGAGCGCCAUGCCAUCCAGGACCUCGUGCUCGACUUUUGGCAGCGCAUCGCCAAGAUUAUGGAAAUGGGUAAUCUCAAGUUGUUUUCGAAUCGUCGCAAGACGCGCGAACUCCUCAAGACGGGAACCUAUGAAGAAAUGCUCAAGUUCUUCCAAGGUCCCCUAGCAGAAUGGAGAAAAUGCUUUGAUCGAGCGCCUCAAGUACCCACGCAACUCCGACACGUUCUUACGAUUGAAUUCGAGUAUACGCGCGUCUACCUCAAUUCGCUAGCUCUGCAGGCUGUCGUGGAGCGCUGCACACACAACACACCACUCCAGACACAUGCGCAGCCCAAUGGCGUCAAUGGACGUCCGACCAACGGCAACGAAGACGGCGGUGCAAUACCCUUUAGCACGCUUGUCAAGUGGUAUGCCAACGACCGCCACUACAUCAACGAAGUCAUUGACGCCUCACGCAACGUGCUCAAGGUGGUAGUCGACGGCCUGCAUCCAGGUGGCUAUCUGCGACAUGCACCUGUACGCACCUUCUUCCGCAUUGUCAGUGUCGCCAUUAUUCUGCUCAAAACGUUUGCGUUGGGCGCGACCGAGGAAGACGUGGCUGUUAGUCUCGGUCUGCUCAGCAACUCGGUCGAUGCUCUGCGGACAAGCAUAGUCGACGACGUACACGUGGGCAAUCGCUUCGCUGACCUCGUCGAAACCCUGACUCACCGCAUUCGUUCGCGAUUUGUACGGCUCACGGCCAACGGGUCAAAUGGCAUUUCGCGCGCAGGCAGCAAGAGCCCUUCCCAAGCCCCGCUGAUGCCUCCACCUGCUCCACUCAACAACGUCAACCAUCUCGCGCCACCGUACAUGGGCGCCCAGCAGACGGGCUUUUCAGGCUCCGGUACUAGUGUUCCGGGUUCACCGGGUAUGGGCCUGUCUGCAAGUGGGCGCGCGACUCCUCUUUGGGGAAUUUCGUCUGAGCCCUACGACCCCAACUCGAACAGCAUUUCCAUUAUGCCGCCGCCAGGCAACUACAGCAAUUGUUCAACGGCUAACGGCAACAACGGUUCAAGCAACACCAACGGAAACAGCGCAAACUGGGGUCAAUGGACGAACAAUGGUUCGGGCUGGGGCACAGGUCAUGAUCAGGACUGGCUUGCCCUGCCACUGGAUCCACUGCUAGACCAGUGGGGUGCUGAAAUCAACCAAACCGCCAUGGGUCCUGAUAUCGGCGGCAUGGACAUGUUGGAUAUUUUGCUGAAUAUGGGCGGGUCACCGGGUAGUGCAUAGCUAGUCAUGAAUGAAUCUUACGGCUUUGUAGAUGGGCAACUUAUCUACC
Molecule: messenger RNA, 2164 nt
Organism: Exserohilum turcica Et28A
Lineage: Eukaryota; Fungi; Ascomycota; Dothideomycetes; Pleosporales; Pleosporaceae
Exons: 2
Coding region: 58-2115 (685 amino acids)
Biological process (GO): positive regulation of transcription by RNA polymerase II; aromatic amino acid catabolic process
Cellular component (GO): nucleus
Molecular function (GO): DNA-binding transcription factor activity, RNA polymerase II-specific
Source: RefSeq, a predicted model, not a curated record